AGCAAACAGCGGGGUCGGGCCUUGCCACUGGUCCGCGUGUUAUCUCUACGGAAACGCGGGAAGUUGGACCGAGCGGUUGGGGUCCACUUCUGAGGGGGUUUGGACCGUUUCCGGGGCGAAUCCGGCGCUUGUCGGCGGGCCGAGAACUCCGUUCGCAGUCGGUUCUGGCGCGGCGGGAUGGAGGUCGUGGAGGCCGCCGCCGCGCAGCUGGAGACUCUUAAAUUCGGUGGCGCCGGCCUUGGCGCUGGAGAGGGUCUCCAGGUGCCGUGCCCGGAACCGGGCGGGAACGGCGUUACCGGGCUGGCCGCGGCCGAAGCACAGAUUCCGGACCGCGUGGAGACCUCGGACUCGGACAGUGAAACCGAUUCAGAUACUUCAAGCUCCUCGUCUUCCUCCUCGUCAUCGUCCUCAUCUUCCUCUUCAUCCCAUAUUUCACUUCCUCCAGUGCUGUCAGCUGGAGAAGAUAAUUUACAAGUUGAGGAGAAUAAGAAUUUCCUUAAAACAAAAGAUGAGUUACUUCUUGAUGAACUACCAUAUGUUGAAGAACUCUCUAUUAUUCUUCCUGAAGAUAUUGAAUUAAAACCUCUCGGAAUGGUUUCAAGUAUUAUUGACAAAUUAGUAAUAAUUGAAUCUAUGACCUGCGUACCUCCAGUUAAUGAGGACACUGUAAUUUUUAAUAGCGAUCGACAAGCAGCAGGAAAGAUAUUUGAGAUAUUUGGCCGUGUUACACAUCCGUUUUAUAUGUUGCGGUAUAAUUCUGCAGAUCAAAUCAACAGUAAAGGUAUUAAAAUAAAGGACACUCUGUAUUUUGCUCCAUCAAUGAAAGACUUCACCCAGUACAUAUUCACAGAAAAACUAAAACAGGAAAAGGGAUCAGAUGCAUCAUGGAAAAAUGACCAGGAACCUCCACUGGAAGCCUUGGAUUUCAGUGAUGAUGAAAAAGAAACAGAAGCCAAACAGAGGAAAAAAUCUCAGAUUCAAAACCGGAAGAAACUUAAAUCUGAAUUUAAUGAACCAGGUGAGUAA
Messenger RNA from Echinops telfairi (small Madagascar hedgehog), 1026 nucleotides. RefSeq names its product nuclear assembly factor 1 ribonucleoprotein (gene NAF1). Gene Ontology annotation, cellular component: sno(s)RNA-containing ribonucleoprotein complex. Bases 178 to 1026 code for a protein of 282 amino acids. The record is from RefSeq and is a predicted model, not a curated record. The transcript is spliced from 8 exons. Lineage: Eukaryota; Metazoa; Chordata; Mammalia; Afrosoricida; Tenrecidae. Gene Ontology annotation, biological process: ribosome biogenesis; box H/ACA snoRNP assembly; pseudouridine synthesis. Gene Ontology annotation, molecular function: RNA binding.